AUGACCAUCAUCCUCUUCAUCAUUGGCUUCUUCGACUAUGACUGCGACAACUCCGCGGUGGCAUGGACCCAAGCCUCGUUCAUUGCUAUCUGGACGUUCAUCUCGCAAACCACGGACGGAGCCAUCUAUUCCGUCAUCUUCUCCGAGAACUAUGCAACCCCUUUACGCAGCCGCAUGAUUGCCAUUGCUACCGCCGCGAAGGCCGCGCGGGCCGCCGCAAGCAUCGUUUUCACAAUCGCGCUGCCCUAUAUCCUGGCUAUCGCGGACGGCUAUUGGGGCGGGAAACGCGGACUUCUCGAGUCCAAGGGUCGGACUUUUGAGGAAAUCGAUGCCAUGUUUGAGCGUAUGGUUCCCCCACGCAACUUCAGGGAAUACGAUCCGUUGGCAGUCGGUGAAGAGCAUAUCUGA
This is a messenger RNA of Talaromyces amestolkiae, 408 nucleotides long. RefSeq lists its product as uncharacterized. Lineage: Eukaryota; Fungi; Ascomycota; Eurotiomycetes; Eurotiales; Trichocomaceae. The coding region runs from base 1 to 408 and encodes 135 amino acids. The record is from RefSeq and is a predicted model, not a curated record. The transcript is spliced from 2 exons.